AUGGGACUGGAAAUCCUGGGCCUGGAUGCUGUGGGGUGGCAUCGGAUGGUGACGACGUGGUGGGACAAGGUUCUCGCAGCUUGCUUACUGGCAACUAUUGUCUUCGGGGCGCUCUUUCUCUUGGCUGUUAUUGGAAGGAAGCUUUACAGAGUCUGGCAGGGGCGUCAUCAUCUCUCGGAAGUUCCCUCGGCCAUUGUCCGUUAUUUUGAUCAACUCAAAACAAACACUCCAUCCCUUGCGUCGGAGAAGUCGCCCACGAAGGAGCUUAAAUCCUUUGGUGUCUUCCUUGGCUGUGUAUCCAAUCCGCCGACCCCUGCAGAGGCGAGAAUAUUAUCGCAGUGGGAUAUUCUCGUCGUAGAUCCCCUUCAAACCGGGGUCCUGGGUGCCUUGACCGGGCAUUGCACCUCAGGGCAUGUCCUCGGUCGGAUCGACGUCCGAAGCCUGAUCGGGUCCGAUGCGAGUCACGACAAGGAUGAAGUCAUAAAAUCCCUGGACACGGUAAUCCAGACCCUCACCACCUUCCUCAGCCGUGGACAGGGCGAAUCCUCGCCAUUCCAUGGUGUGCUUCUGGCUGAAUGCUACUCGCACUUUCAGCCCGUCAUCUUGAAUGAAUUAGUGAAGUACAUGGACCGCCUUGGUCUAGCUGUGUGGCUUGAAAUGUCGCCGCCGGCCUACCUCGGCGAGCAGGAAUGUCGAGCCAUUGAUAUGAAGCGUAUCCGCGGCGUGGUCUACCGCAACGGAACCAUUCUACCCGACGGUGAUAGGCGCAAUUAUUUCCAGAUGGCCGAGAUGCGGACUGCUAUGCGAGUUGUGGCAUCCCAGAAAGCUGUAGGCGACUCUCUCAUUGCCAUGUGGGACAUCAUCGACGACGAUGUUGAGUUGUCACACCACGUUCUCGGGCGGAGCUUCAAAUGGUGCAACUACAACAGCGCCUUGUGUUGGAUUGCACCCCAGUCCGCCCUGACAAACGCGGACAUCGCUAUUGCCAAAACAGUGACCCAGGAGCCCCUGGGAGCCAUGAUGUUUUUGAAGCGUGGCGAAGUCUUGGAGGCGCACGAUGCUUGGAGGUCAAAUGACAAGAUCAGUCAAAGCCCUUGCGGGCAUGAGAACCUGUAUGAUUCAUUGGACGUCUUUGUCCCCGACCUGAGGGCAAAGCUCGCCCUGUCACCCCCUGUCAAUUACCCAGGUGCCGAAAGUCCAGGGUCGGCGGUUCAUGGUCUGGAGUUAUCUGCACGAACUGAGAGGCCGCAGACAGACAUUCUUUCUGUCUCGUCGGAUGGAACUAGUUAUACCGGACUGGGAUGCUUCCAGCUAGGUCUGGAAGUCAACUCGAAAGACGUUACAGACCUACUGGAAAGUCAGCGGCAGGUGAGAGAUCUGGAUUUGCUCCAGCGUAUCCAGGGAGACGAACUUCGUCGGAUCGCCGAGCCGUUGCGCGUCUUGCUGAGGGCCGAGAAUGCGCAUGCCUACAUUUCAUCCGAGCUUCAUGCCAUCCGAUCUUUGAUUGACCUUCUCACCGCCAGCAAAGGUGACGAUGACGACAGAUUUCGAAUCUACGUCGGUCUGCACUCGGGUUUCCGUACUCGCCUAGGGAGUCAGGUCUGGGGGUUGCAUGACCUUGACUCUAGCAUGGGGAUCCUAAACAUCUACCUGUCUGGGAAGACGCAGGACCGUACCGGAGCCGUUCUCCACACCUACCUAUCCAACAGGGGAUUCAGUCGGUCGCAAUGCUUCCUGGCAGAGAUGGCCUUGGCCACGGAGAACCAGACCCUGUCGCAGACUUGGGGGUUGCCACAACGCCUUGUAGAUGACGUUGAGCAGCUUACCCCGUUGGAGACGCUUGUAUGGCUCCGGCGGCUGGCCUUGGUAAGCCGCGAUGAUCCUCUCAAGUUGUCCACAAAGCUACGCGCCUGUGGCGAGUACCAGCUGGUGGAAGCCCCGUCACUUGCCCAACUCCGAGCAUUGAGCUCAAGCGCUUACCUCGAUGGAGAGAUCUCGGCAGCAGAGUUGGUUUCGUCCCGUCUCACCUGGCUGGAGGGUAAAGGGUGCUGGUCUCCUGACCCGUCCACUGCGGAAGCGCUUUUCCUGGAGAUUGAUGCCCGACUGCCGGUUCUUCUCAUGAAUGGAGAGGCAGACAUUCUAGAACAGCUAGCGGUGGUCAUGGAGACAAUACUGCAAAAAGAUAAGAUCGAUGCUGGCGCCGACCUCUUCGCACUGAGUGUAUUUUGCGCCUUCCGCCGUCUUGCCUUGAACGAAAUCUACCUGGAGGUCCUUGACCGCAAUCCACUACCGAACCUUGAUCCAGUACAAGCAGCAUGUUUCGCGGAAAUGUAUGCUUGCGGUGCGCGGACUGACGUGUAUUUCGAUAUGACUCCCAAGCGUCUGGGGCAGAUCAUCUGGCGCUGGUAUCGUGCGUACUACACAAAGCACCAGCCCCCACACCGCGAAGAGGUCUUCACGGAGCUCCCGACGUCGUAUGCUUCCAUGAACGUGGACAUUGACCCAAACGGGGAUCAGUACAAAGUUGCCUGGCAUUACCGACUGACCUUCCUGGGAAUUUUCGCUGUCCCGGCGUUGAUUGAUGUUACCAUGUUGACGACGGUCGGACGUGGCCUGUACCUCACCACCUUCAUGAGCGAUCUAGACAAGACUCUCGCGACAACUGCGCUGAUGUGCGCUCUUCUCGUCUGUGGUGGGUUUGGCAGCUGGAUCAGCUCGGGUGGAAGUUAUUAUCUGUAUGCCAUGGCCUUUCCGGCCAUGAGCAUGUUUGUGCUGACCCGUUUUGUCGCUGGCCUUGCCGUCGCCAUUGUCGGGGGUGUAAUAUCGCUAAUCGUCGUCGGUGUCAUCAAGAACUUCGCCGCGGGUAUCUUGUUCUGCCUGUACUUCAUCAUGCUUUCGACCUAUCUCAUGACUCUGUCAGCGCUGUCAGUGUAUCAACUUCCCGGAUACCAGUUCCAAUCGGGACGAACGGUCAUCAUGACAUGCAUUCCGAUUCUUUUCGUCUCACCUAUCGUCACACUCUGGGUGCACCGGGACUCCGUUAUCUAUCUGUGUGUUUUGGCUGUGUUCCUUUCAUCCCUGCUGCUUGGGGCGCGACGUGUCAUCUCACAAUGGAACAUCUGGUAUCUCAAUAUUCCAUGCGUCACGGACACGGAAGUCGUCAACUGGUAUAUGCAGACCCCAACCUCGGGGUAUCUGGGAUCGGCUUCAACCGAGAAAUUGAAAGACGUCGGAGCGGAUGCCCGCCAGGCUCUCCUAGCCAGUGUCCAAAAAGAAAGAAACAAGUGGUUCUGGACGAAGGAGACCACGGAUCCCUUCAUCGCCAAGAUGACCAAUGGAUAUUCGGCCACUAUCUUUCUUCUCGGCUGGUACUGCCGUUACUCAAGAACCAAGAUGCCCCUGGCGUAUAGCCCGACGUGGAACCUGCAACUCAAGGCGGCAGUCGAUACGAUGGCCGAAAUGCAAAAGGGUCUGAAGAUGCACAAUGCCUUCUUGCACUGGCGUCACACCGGCGCCGACGUCUGGUGUGGUAUCCUGUACUUCAUCGUCGCUCUGUCGGACAAGUGGACAGCUCUGCUCACGGGCGAGUCCAUUGUUGGGCUGUCAGCGGCAAACAGUGCCACGUACCGUCUUACGGUGGGCUUCGCCCUAGGCUACUACCUUCUGGGAGCAGUCAUCCUGGACGCUGUAUCGCAGCCGCUGUGGACACUGGUCACGAAGCCCACUCCGCAGCCCGUUUCCUCGUUGGCGAGCCUGCGCGAGGUUACCCUUAAUGAUGCUCGGGCGCGCCGGAAGCUCUACUGGAAAUCCCUGAUGAAAUUCUUUUUCCUGCACAUCUGGGGCACAGCCAUCAGUAUGGCUAUCAUGUGGAGUUUUGAGGCGUCCCAACUAGCCACGAUCAUGUACCUGGCCUAUGUCGGUUGCUAUAGCGGUCUUCUCUGGUACCAAUACAACCGGAUUUUCAGCGGCCCACAUGUGGCAAGCGGACUCGCCGCUUGCGCGGUUAUCUCCUUGGUCGUUGGCGUUCUUCUUCAUACCCUGCUUCCUGCUUUCGCCUACAGCAGUGUUAUUGGAUUGGCGUCAGGUACCUGGGGGGCUGCCUUCUAUUCCGUCUGGAAGGCUGACAUUGGGUGGCCAAUAUUUGCGAAGGAUUCCCCCGAUGGCACGAUCAGGGUUAACAUCAAGGGGGCAUCGGCGACCCACAGCAUCAGCACUCUCGAACCAUACACAGAAAUCUCUCAGACCACCAUGUCCCAAAUGUUCGAUAAUAUUGGCAUGCUGUCGGAUGAGUUUCGGUAUGCGCUUGACCCUGCUCAGCAUCCCGGGGUUGAGGUCAGGCAAAUCCUGCGAUCUGAUCGUCAACUCCAGAAGUCCAAGGCAGUGCGAGCUGCAUUUCCAGAGGCAGCAGAUGUGGUUCGACGUGCCGCAGAAUCCUGGGAAAAUGGAGAGAUCAGCGUUGAACUCGUGUCGGCGGCACAUUUGCUGCAGCCGGAACAGAAGAUCCGAACUAUCACUCGACAGACUGGCGACCAUGUUCACAUCUGCGUUGUCAUUGGUCCCGACCUGGUCGGAUAUGACUGGGUGUCCGAUAUCCGUCGCAACUGUCAGGCUAUUGCCGAGGCAGUGGUUCAGGCGACAGCCCAAUUCAAAACGGGGAUGUCUCACGACCACUCCAUGAUCGCAGAACUACUGGUUGUGAAUGACCGGCAAGGCGAGGAAAUAUCUCUCCCGGAAGGCAUCAAGCGUCAACUUGAGAGCAGCUCGACAGAGCGGGCUCGGGUCAUCAAUUAUGGGCAAAAGACAAUCGUACGCCACCUGUUGCUUGGCCUGGACUGCGACCAGGAAUGGGACCAGCUUCCUCGAGCGGCGAGGGCCUUGCUUUUGCGUCGGACUUGUGAACAGCCGAGCCGCGUCUCUUCCGAGCAGGCUGCAUGGCUCCGUUCCAGAGCCGAGGCCGGCGAAUGUCUAUCGAUCGAGGAGUUCAUCGCACGUUGGAACCUGGGCGUGAAGCUGGCAGUCAGCGUCACAUCUUUUGCCAUCGAACUGGAAGCCCACCAUCGAGGCCGAGACGAACCGGAAUUCCUGAAUUCCCGAUAUGAUCGGCCGAUCCGGAACCUGCUGGCGCUGAACGAGCAAAAGCCAAACAUUGGCUUCGCCGAGGCUCUCCGGAUGUCAUUUGCCCGUUUUGUUCAAAUCUGGAACGCGUGCGUCAAGUUUACUGUCAUCUCCCUGGUGGCGGAUCCGGAGUAUCAACGCGAGCUGGACUUCAUGAUUCGUGGCCAGCCGUUAUUCUUCGCCUGGCCCGUGACUCUGUUCCUCAACGGGGUCUGGCUGUUCUGCAAAUCCCUACAACGACUUAUUAUUCCAUUGGUCCUGUUCCACGGCCGACCCAAGGUCUCUGCCCUGUAUCGGAACAGGAAGGACUGGAAGACGGUGAUCCACCAGAACCGGGUCGUGGUGGAGAGCCUGGGUGGGAUCUCGACGGGAUUCUUCCGACCAGAAUCUGACGGGACCGUCCAGCUCUACCAAUUCAACGGACGCCACGACCAUGAGCCAAGCGAUUACAAGCAACUCGUCGCGAUCAACACUUAUACCGAAAAGCUCCUUCUCUCGCGCCGCCAAGAGUAUCGCGGAGACACUCUGGUUAACGAGUUCACGUAUGAAUAUCCACAGGACAGCCGGAAGGGGCGACCGAAGUUGCCCACUCAGCGGGAAUGCACUCAAGGGGAGUUGAGCGGACAGAUCGUCCAGUACGAUAAACGAGGCUAUAUGACCUCGGGAUCCGCAAUGCGCGGGGUCAACCCGCUGCAGUUCAAGUUUUGGUACCGGAAGGGGGCCAAGUUCGAAGACGAGCUGCUGCGCGCCGACUAUGUCCUGCCGCAUAUCAAGAUCCAGGUUGCCUGGUGCAUGCCUCCGCCAAACCGCCCUGAGAGGCAGGACAAAUGGAUUCCCUACCCUCGGGUCACCGAUGCCACGUUCGUUCAAGGUGAUGAUACCCACAAGGCCAAGUGGACGUACGAUCACAAGUUCCAUCCGAUCAUUGCCACCACGCUGAAUGGUGAAUCCGUCACUACCCCUGCCAUGAUCCACGAGGAUUGGUUCAAGGUGUUGCAGAAACCGACCAAGUGCAGCUUUCUGGACGACAAUCCGCUCUUUUCCUUCUCCUCGGUCAAGCCCAAUUUCCUGUCGCGCCUCCUGGGCUGGAACGUGAAACGGUAUCCCAUCCCCACCUCGCGCGCUCGCACCCACCUCUGGAAGUCGUGGAAAGGCAGCAAGGAAUUCGACGCGAUCACGACGCGGUGGUUGGAUGAGAUCAUGUUGCGGUCCGACCGGGUGCUCAAGCCGUACUGGAGAAACCGGGACCUAGGCCGUUUGGAGCCCGCCUGCGAUUAUCUGGAUGCCCAAGCCGACACCGUCCUCGCCCGGGUGGAUAUCGACCCGGAAGUCAGCUCGUGGACUCCGAUCGCGUUCAAGAUCAGCGAUCUGUCCAGUUUUGGACAGGGCGGCGACGCACGUAUCAAUACCAGGACCCUCUCCACCCAACUGCAGGAUAGCGACACCGAGCUGCACGUCCUCGCCAUGGACACCGGCACCUGGCCCAACGAGCCCGGUGGUGUGUCGGCGUGCCGGCGCGACAUGGUCAACGAUCUCAAGGCGAUCCGGUGGCACAUCCUGGCAGAAGCGGCCAACGACUUCGGCGUGCCCCGAUUCCAGAUCGAGCGGAAUGUCCAGUCGCUGACCGUGUUGCCUCAGUGGGGGCUGGACUUCCUCAACCCGACCCACGGGAUGUUCCAAAACAACCUGGAUUCCGAGGUGGUCCAGAAGUCCCACGACACGCGGGUGGCAGACAUCGAGCAGAACUUCAUCCCCAUCCUGACCAGCCUCGUCCGGUGUGCCCGCACCAUGCACAAGACGCGGGCGCACAUCGAGCUGGCCACGAAGGCGCUGGUGGAUUUGAACACGUAUUUCGAGUCGUCCCGGAACUGGAACGAUGUCUGGAUGAGCGACACGGUCAAGCGCGCCUGGCGGGAGCUUUGGCUGACGGAGGACAUGGAGGAUACAAUCCCCGUGUCCGAAUGGUGGAAUUGCGAGCAUCCCACGUUGUUGCAACUGGAUACGGCUUUGGACAUGUGGCAUCGCUAUCUCUUUAUCUUCUCGGUUCCCAUCCCCGAGCGCAUCCCCGACGUUUUUCAGGUCUCGCAUCACUUCACGGGCGCCACAUAUGGUGUGCUGUGCAAGGUCAAGCGCAAGUGUGCCCUGCACGUGUGGGACCACUGCGUGAGCUUCCGCGAGAUGACAACCUUCCUGUCCGCCGCCGUGUCCUUCGACUCGACCUUUGUAAACUCGACGCUGAUCUCACUGGGCCACCUGUCCUGCAUCCUGAUCGAGCACCACGCGGAUGUCGUCCUGCCCUGUGCGGAGUACUUCAACCCGGGGUGGGAGAUCGAGCUGGGCACGUGCGAGGGCGUUCUGGAGCAUCGCCGGGCCUUCCACCGCAAGAUCGACCCGGUGGUGAACGGGAUCACGAACAUGGAGAAGUAUAAGCCGAUCGAGAAGAUCAAGACAGAGACGCCUACGGUGGUGAUGCUGUCUCACAUCCGAUACGUCAAGGAUAUCAAGACGGCCAUCAUGGCCACCGAUCUGAUUGUCAACCAAUGGGGCUUCAAGGACUACCGCCUCCACAUUUACGGAGAUAUGGAGCGCGCGCCUGGGUACGCGUCCGAGUGCCAGGAGAUCAUCGCAUCCAAGUCACUUCGGGAUCAUGUUGUCCUGAAGGGAUUGGGUAACCCGUCGGUGGUGCUUCAGGAUGCCUGGAUCUUCAUGAACUCGUCGACCUCGGAGGGGCUUCCGCUGGCGAUGGGCGAGGCGGCGCUGACGGGGGUGCCGGUGGUGUGCACGGACGUGGGGGCGUCGUUCUGCGUGGUGAUGAACCGGGACACGGGCAAGCGGUUCAGCGAGGUGCCAGUUCGCGGGGACGCGGAGGGAUACAAGCCGCCGGCGCUGGGGCUGCGGCCGUCAGCGGCGGAGGUGGAGCAGAUCUCGGCGCGGAUGUACGCCAAGCAGGAGGAGCGGCGGCAGUUCGGCAUGCAGGGGCGCGACAACGUGCUGAAGAGCUUCUCCAGCCACCGGUACCUGCGCGAGCACGAGCAGAUGCUGUGGCUGGGCAAGUACCAGAGCCAAAGCUACGUGGCGCGCGGGCGGGAGUCGUCGUCGGCGGGCGGGUCGAGCGAGUUCUUCAAAGAGCGGGUGACGAUCGAGGCGAUGGACGGGCUGGUGCCCCGACCCCACGCUGGCCGGGGGCCCGUCGCACCCAUGCAAUUGACUUCCGAAGGGUUCAAUGGGGAGGAAGAUGGAGAGGAGGAUGGAGAGGAGAAGGGAGAAAAGCGCAGAGGAAAGAAGAAGCGAAGACAAAGGAAGAAGGCGCAGUCACCUGCCGGGUGGCCGCCUCAGGCAGAGGGGGGAUGGUGA
This is a messenger RNA of Aspergillus heteromorphus CBS 117.55, 8469 nucleotides long. Its product is annotated as glycosyltransferase family 4 protein. Lineage: Eukaryota; Fungi; Ascomycota; Eurotiomycetes; Eurotiales; Aspergillaceae. The transcript has 11 exons. The record is from RefSeq and is a predicted model, not a curated record. Gene Ontology annotation, molecular function: glycosyltransferase activity. The coding region runs from base 1 to 8469 and encodes 2822 amino acids.